Panicum virgatum (switchgrass) is the source of this 1616-nucleotide messenger RNA. RefSeq names its product amino acid transporter AVT3C-like. The transcript has a single exon. NCBI's taxonomy places the organism in Eukaryota, Viridiplantae, Streptophyta, Magnoliopsida, Poales, Poaceae. Gene Ontology annotation, biological process: amino acid transmembrane transport. Gene Ontology annotation, cellular component: vacuolar membrane. The record is from RefSeq and is a predicted model, not a curated record. The coding region runs from base 216 to 1487 and encodes 423 amino acids. Gene Ontology annotation, molecular function: amino acid transmembrane transporter activity.
CGUGUCCUGCUCCGACGCCCGAUCCCACACCCACCUCGGCCACUAGCUGCCACCGGCCCGGCUGCGCCUCUGCUACAAAGCGAGAAAGCGCACGGCGCGAGCUCCCCCAAUUUCCCAAUUCCCCGGACGCCAGCAGGCCACGCCGCCACGCUCCACUUCCACCCCCUCCAGCCGCCGGUUGCCGCCCGAUCCGUCCUAUCCAGCGGGUGGCGGCCAUGGGAUUCGACAAGGAGGCGAGCUCCUCGUCCUCGCGGCUCGACGCGGCGGCGCCGCUGCUCCCGCAGCACGGCGGCGGCGGCGGCGCGGGCGGGCACCUGUCGUCGCAGCCCAAGACGUUCGCCAACGUCUUCAUCGCGGUGGUCGGCUCGGGCGUGCUGGGCCUGCCCUACACCUUCUCCCGCACGGGCUGGGCGGCGGGGACGCUGCUCCUCCUCGCCGUCGCCGCGCUCACCUUCCACUGCAUGAUGCUGCUCGUCGCCGCGCGCUGCCGGAUCGCCGACGAGCACCCCAAGAUCGCCUCUUUCGGGGACCUGGGCCACGCCGUCUACGGCGCGCCCGGGAGGCACGCCGUCGACGCCAUGCUCGUGCUCAGCCAGGCCAGCUUCUGCGUCGGCUACCUCAUGUUCAUCUCCAACACCAUGGCGCACCUCUACCCCAUCGGGGCCGACUCCCCGGCCUCCCCGCUCCUCACCGCCAAGGCGCUCUUCAUCUGGGCGAUGCUGCCGUUCCAGCUCGGCCUCAAUUCCAUCAAGACGCUCACGCUCCUCGCGCCGCUCAGCAUCUUCGCGGACGCCGUCGACCUCGGCGCCAUGGGCGUCGUCCUGGGCCAGGACGCCUCCAUCUGGCUCGCCAACAAGCCCCCCGUGUUCGCCUUCGCCGGCCCCGCCGAGAUCCUCUAUGGGCUCGGCGUCGCCGUCUACGCCUUCGAGGGAAUCGGCAUGGUCCUGCCGCUGGAGGCGGAGGCCGCGGACAAGCGCAGGUUCGGCGCCACGCUCGCGCUGUCCAUGGCGUUCAUCGCCAUCAUGUACGGGCUGUUCGGAGCGAUGGGCUACCUCGCGUUCGGCGCCGCCACGCGGGACAUUAUCACCACCAACCUCGGCACAGGGUGGCUCUCCGUCCUGGUGCAGCUCGGCCUCUGCAUCAACCUCUUCUUCACCAUGCCAGUGAUGAUGAACCCGGUCUACGAGGUCGCCGAGCGCCUGCUCUGCGGCAAGCGCUACGCCUGGUGGCUGCGCUGGAUCCUCGUCGUGGCCGUCGGUCUCCUGGCGAUGCUCGUGCCCAAUUUCGCCGACUUCCUCUCGCUCGUCGGGAGCAGCGUCUGCGUCGUGCUGGGGUUCGUGCUGCCCGCCGUGUUCCACCUCAAGGUGUUCGGCGGCGAGAUCGGUUGGGCCGCGCUCGUUGCCGACGUGGUCGUCAUCGUUAUCGGGGUUGCGCUUGCGGUGUCCGGGACAUGGACAUCGCUCGUUCAAAUCUUCAGUUCUAGUUAAGAAAAAGAUCGGGAAUUAGAGGAUGUGUGUAAACUAUACUAGUUUAAAUAAAGCAUAUCGUAAGGUUCUCUUCCCUUUACCAUGUAUUGAUUAAAUAGUUGAUUCAACUGCGGGAUGUGAACUUUUAUC